UUUGAAGCCGUGGCUUGUUUUUUAUCCCACUUUUCAUUUCUCCACAAUCCGCGGCUGCUCGCCUCCCUCUGAUCCCCGGCUCUCCGCGCUGCGUUCUCCCGGCGUCAAGCUCUCCGGAUCCCGGCUGAUUCUCCUCCACCUCUCCCUCUCUCCCUCUCUCUCUCUCUCUCUCUCUCCCGGCUCCUCUGAGAUGCUCUCCCCGCUCUCCGCUCCUCUCUCCGCCCUCUUUUAACUUCACAGAGACGCCGUUUAAAGCCCAGGCAGCUGCGAGCUCGGGCUGGGAUCUAAAACAACCCCGGAGAAACCCAGAGGGAUCCGGGACUCUUCUUCUGGAUCAGGACCCAGUACUUUGGGGAAGCUCGCUGGUGUGUCCCUCCUCCCCUCCUUCCUCCUCCUCAUCACUCCUCUUUUCUCCACCUUAAUCCAGGUGGUCCUUUGGCUUUUUUGAGUGGCUGGUACAGGGAGGAUUAUUCUUCUUCUUUCGUGUUUCUGGUAAAGACAAAGCUCCCAGAAGGACACUUUGAUGUUCUCCAUCCAGGACAGCCUCCCCCGGGGGGCCCUGACCAUGAAGGAGGAGCCGCUCCCCACCGGCAUGACCCCGGUCCGCUCCUGGAUGCAGGGCGCAGGGAUUUUGGACGCCAACACAGCGGCCCAGAGCGGUGUGGGUUUAGCCCGAGCGCACUUCGAGAAGCAGCCUCCGUCCAACCUGAGGAAGUCCAACUUCUUCCACUUCGUGCUGGCGCUCUACGACAGGCAGGGUCAGCCGGUCGAGAUCGAGAGGACUUCCUACGUAGACUUUGUGGAGAAAGACAAGGAGUACAACGGAGAGAAGACCAACAACGGGAUCCACUACAGGCUACAGCUCCUCUACAGCAACGGCAUCAGGACGGAACAGGAUCUCUUUGUUCGGCUGAUAGACUCCAUGACCAAACAGGCCAUCCUGUACGAAGGUCAGGACAAGAACCCAGAGAUGUGUCGCGUCCUCCUCACCCACGAGAUCAUGUGCAGUCGGUGUUGUGACAAGAAGAGCUGCGGGAACCGCAACGAGACGCCCUCCGACCCCGUCAUCAUCGACAGAUUCUUCCUCAAGUUCUUCCUCAAGUGCAAUCAGAACUGUUUGAAAAAUGCAGGAAACCCACGAGACAUGAGGAGGUUCCAGGUGGUGGUUUCCACCACGGUCAACGUGGACGGUCACGUGCUGGCGGUGUCAGACAACAUGUUCGUCCACAACAACUCCAAACACGGCCGCCGCGCCCGACGCCUGGACCCCUCCGAAGCAGCUACGCCCUGCAUCAAAGCCAUCAGCCCGAGCGAGGGCUGGACGACCGGCGGCGCCACCGUCAUCCUCAUCGGGGACAACUUCUUCGACGGCCUGCAGGUCGUCUUCGGCACCAUGCUGGUCUGGAGCGAGCUGAUCACCCCUCACGCCAUCCGGGUCCAGACUCCCCCUCGCCACAUCCCCGGGGUCGUGGAGGUCACGCUGUCCUACAAAUCCAAACAGUUCUGCAAAGGAGCGCCAGGACGCUUCGUCUACACCGCCUUGAACGAGCCGACCAUCGACUACGGCUUCCAGAGGUUACAGAAGGUCAUCCCUCGCCACCCCGGGGACCCCGAGAGGUUACCUAAGGAGGUGCUGCUGAAGCGAGCAGCCGACCUGGUGGAGGCUCUUUAUGGGAUGCCGCACAACAACCAGGAGAUCAUCCUGAAGCGGGCGGCCGACCUCACCGAGGCGCUCUACAGCGUCCCUCGCAGUCACAACCAGCUGCCGUCUCUCACCGGCUCGGCCGCUCACUCGGGGAUGAUGGGCGUGAACUCGUUCAGCAGUCAGCUCGCCGUCAACAUCUCCGAGGCCUCGCAGGCCGACCAGGGUUACUCCCGUAACUCGAACAGCGUGUCUCCUCGCGGCUACGUGCCGAGCUCCACGCCUCAGCAGUCCAACUACAACACCAUCACGUCCACCAUGAACGGAUACGGAGCAGGGAUGACCAACCUGGGCGUACCUGGAUCCCCCAGCUUCCUCAACGGCUCCACCAACUCUGCUUACGCAAUCAAACAGAAGAGCGCCUUCGCCCCUGUCGUGCGGCCACAGACCUCCCCGCCCCCCACCUGCACCACCACCAAUGGCAGCAACCUCCAGGCUAUGGCAGGUCUCAUCGUCCCGCCCAUGUGAGGACGACUCUCAGCCAGAUACCGUCAGACACCCCCUACCCCCCAGCGCUGAUGCCCACCGCCCACCUGAAACGCCACAACAACAGCAGCGAGAAACCCAUCCCAUCAUCCCCCUGUGACCCAGAAUCCACCCCUGCAGCAGAAGGUCAAGUCUGACUCUUCGUCUUCGCUGUGGGACUUCACCCCGCUGACGGCUGAAGCCACCGCAGACCGCUAAACGGGAAGUGUCUUCUCAAAGACGUCUGCGGUGGCUCCAUGUCCAGGCGGCGCUCCUUCACAGGAGGUCAAAGGUCAGGGAGGAGUGAACUGAGGGAGGAGUGAACUGAGGGAGGGAGGAGUGA
This is a messenger RNA of Micropterus salmoides (largemouth bass), 2510 nucleotides long. Its product is annotated as transcription factor COE3-like. Gene Ontology annotation, molecular function: RNA polymerase II cis-regulatory region sequence-specific DNA binding; DNA-binding transcription factor activity, RNA polymerase II-specific. The record is from RefSeq and is a predicted model, not a curated record. The coding region runs from base 524 to 2170 and encodes 548 amino acids. Gene Ontology annotation, biological process: regulation of transcription by RNA polymerase II. The transcript is spliced from 16 exons. Lineage: Eukaryota; Metazoa; Chordata; Actinopteri; Centrarchiformes; Centrarchidae.